This is a messenger RNA of Colletotrichum orchidophilum, 825 nucleotides long. RefSeq lists its product as uncharacterized. The record is from RefSeq and is a predicted model, not a curated record. The transcript has 4 exons. Lineage: Eukaryota; Fungi; Ascomycota; Sordariomycetes; Glomerellales; Glomerellaceae. Bases 1 to 825 code for a protein of 274 amino acids.
AUGUCCCGAGCAGUCGAUAAACUUUCCGCUCCCGCGGAGGCGCGUUCGAUGAAAGUUAUUGGACUUGGUCCUAGCCGUACUGGAACUCUAGGUUUAUGGCAAGCAUUGAAAACCUUGGGGUAUGCCCCCUUUCACAUCUCGGAGCUUUUGCCGUAUGGGUUCCAGCAAAUGAGGGCUCUCCAAGAGGCUAUCCUGGCCAAUGACAGUGACAAGCCAUUUCAACGGGCAGAGUUUGACAAGCUUUUCGCCGGUUAUGAUUGCAUUAUCGAAAGCCCUUGCUAUCUCUGCCCAAGCAUCAUCAAAGAGUACCUGAACGACCCGGAUGUCAAGUUCAUCUUGACGGAGCGCACUCCAGAGUCCUGGGCCAAGUCAAUCGCGGGAUCACUCGGCGCGUACCAUGCAAAGCUAGCGAAGCCGCCCUUAUCGAUUGCCAGGUACUUUGACAGCUUCAUCUCGGAGCUCACUGCACUUUUCAGGGCCAUGACGCACAGGUGGUCGGGAGGACUGGAACCCAGCGAGCCCGGUUUCAAUGAAGCGCUAUCCAAAAGCUAUGUUGAAUACCUAGAGAGUGUGAAAGCUCUUGUCCCUGCCGACAAACUUUUGGUCCUGAACCUUGAAAAGGGAUUCGGCUGGGAGGAAAUCUGUACGUUUCUGGGCAAAGAAGUUCCCAACGAGCCAUACCCGCGGAUCAACGCCAUGUCCGACUUCCAUGUCGCCGCAGAGAUGGUUGUGUCGCCCGCGAUCAAAAAGACGAUGCGUAUUCUCUCUUCCUCAGCUGUUGCUAUCGCCGGUGUCGGUAUUUGGUAUUGGCAGAGAAAGAGGUAG